Messenger RNA from Dujonia railenensis, 2070 nucleotides. NCBI's taxonomy places the organism in Eukaryota, Fungi, Ascomycota, Pichiomycetes, Serinales, Debaryomycetaceae. The record is from the annotation of a GenBank genome assembly.
AUGCGAGCCUACUUAAACUUAUGUGAAAGACUCUCUCAGGUUUAUCUCAAUCAGUGGACCUUGAUGCUUGUGUUGAUGACUCUCAAAAUAUUCUUGUUUAGGAACGCCUUGUCAAAUUCAAUAAGCAAAGCAUCCGAUGAAACUGCCCUUGUUUGUGAGUACCUUAAAGCAUACAGCUCCUUGAUCUCUAUAAUACCUCAAAGAUUGGUCAACAUGGCCAAUCAACUCUUACUAGAAGCAUUGGACGAGCUAAAUGUCGGUACAGUCUACGUUGUCAAGUUCAUUUUGACUAUUGUAGAGUAUUUAAUUGUAUUUUACAUAGAGGUACUCUUCGGUACUAUGACUUGUUUAAUAACAGCAGCUUUGACCGGGACUGUAGAUUUAGCAUUGGAUUCCACUGAGCUGCUAAUUAGCUCAGUGAAUCUGACAAUUAUUGGGCUAGCAGAUGACGUUCAGCUGGGUUUGGAUGGACUCUCUACUAUAUUAAAUGAAGUAAUUUCAGCUUACGAAAAAGCUGAAAGCUUUUUCACGGGGAAAACUUAUAAUGCUACUGACUAUGUAGAUCAGAUAAACCUAACUGUUAGUGCUUUGAAGAAUCUUAAAAUUCCUAGCUCAGUAACUGAGUCUAUUGAAGCAAUCAAGACUGAUGUUCCAACCUUUUCAACCAAUUCGACUGUAGAGUUCAUAGAAUUUGGGUUUGAUCUGAUCAAGUCAAAAGUGACUUUGAAACUAGCGCAGAAUGUAACGAUUGCAGAUUUUUCAAGCUUCCCAACUUUGCAAGAAAUUCAAUUCUGUAGUUCAACUACAGAGUUUGAUAAAGAUUAUGGAAAGAUCGGAAAUAUAAUACAGCGAACUGCAAAUUGGAUUUUAAUUGCACUAAUCGUAGCAAGUUGUACAAGUGUUGUUCUUUUUGCAAUAUCAGAAUAUUUGAAGUGGAAUCGACAGAACAACUUAGCUGAAGAGCUUUCUGGGACUUUGAACCUACUGGAAGAUUCCAGGAAGUCACAAUUGCUUAGAAUCAUCAGUAUUUAUGAAUGCCAAGCUUCUUAUCUCUUUAGAAAGUAUUUUGAUGUCUCGCUGAUUUUCAUUCCCUAUGUAUUUUCUCCAUAUGCCAAUUUUAUAUUUGGCUUAGGUACCUGUUCAUUGAUCACUGUCGGUUUACAAUCGUUGAUAAUACGUGAAUUGAGCAGUGAAUUUGCUAAAGUGAAAGGGUACAUUGUUAAAUCAGCUCUAGGUGACUUCGACUCUACAUUUCUGGCAGCUGCAAAGAAUUGGACUUCUGAAACAAACUUGUUCCUCAGUGAGCAAGAAUCUCAGUUGAACGAAGAAUUGUUUGGAUGGAUUCAAAGCGUCACAACCACAGUGAAUGGUAGCGUAAACAGUUUGAUGCUGGACUUGAAUAAAGGUCUAUCGAUCUUCAAUAAUACCGUACUUUAUUCCCCUAUGAAUACUGUUGUAUACUGUGUCAUAGGAAGGAAGCUUGAAGAAAUCCAAGAAGGUUUAGAAUGGGUGCAUAAAAAUGCAGAACUAACACUUCCCCACAUCUCUGAGAAUCUACUAUCUAAUGAAUUAAGCAGCAUAGUUGGAUCUAACACAUCAAUUUCAACUAUAGAAACUUAUGGAACUAAGUUAGGAGAUACACUAGAUAGCAUUAUUGAAGUGUACAAAAAACAGUUGAAAACAGAGCUACUAGUUGCCAUAUGCCUACUUUCGGUAUGGUUUCUUCAAGUAAUAUUUGGAACCAUUUUGGUACUUGUGAGAAAAAAUUCCUAUUUGGGACUGCGCAUGAAAAAUAUGUUGCAUAAUUCAUCUGCAGAACGUAGUGAGAGUCUCGAGAAAAAAAACUAUUUGCAGCCAAGUGCACAGGAUAUCAGUAGUCCAAGACAGCUUACUUUGGAUGAGAAGAGACUAUAUGGAUACCCAUAUGUUGAUCCAUAUGAAAAUUUUAUAAUUAACGGCAAUGCUGGACCCUCUUCUAGUGUAUAUAGCCAUGGUGACACAUUACAAUUUACAAUUUCUUCGGAUGAUCGCUCUCAUACAUUUACAUACUCUUCCAAAAGCAAAAAAUAA